AGGUUAAAAACAAAGAGACUGAAACUCAAGGUCCACUUUCAGAUGAGCAAAGACACAAUAUUUUCCAGACCACAUACAAAGGCACUCUGCAAUGCAAGUCAUCGCAGCCUCGUGGGUAUGGAUACAUGGCCAAACCAUCAACUGGUUCUGAAAGGAUUCGUAUCCAGAUUGAAGAGCAAGCUCGUGCUACAGCAGCCUUCCAGCAGCGAAACUCUGAGCUCAGCCACCAGGUCAAUGAUUUACAAGAUCAACUACAAGCUGAGCGUGCAAACACACAAGAGAUUAUUAACUUGGAGCGCGCUGAGAGAGAACAACUUGAGGGGAAGUUAAAAGAAGAGCGUGCUGAAAGAGAAAGAUUGUUGGAAGCAGAGCGAACAUCAAGAUUGAAAUUUGAAAAAAACAUGAUGGCAAAGUUUGCAGAAUUCAGCAAACAGAUGGGAACCCAACAGGUGUUUACGAACAGGAUUGACAAAGAAAAUAGUAAUCCAAACUUCCAAAAAACUCUUUUACAGAGACCUAGUCCUAAUAAGGCUGCAGGUGCAAGGCCAACUGUUAUUUCUUCAAAUGCGCUCAUACAUGCUUCAACAAGAAAUUCUCGAAUGUUUAAAGCAAUUGAUCCAAAUAACUAGCUGGACUAGAUUCGAGAUGACGGAGGAUCCAAAAAACUACCUGGACUAGACUCGAGACCACGCACAAUUUAGUCUAUGACUGGGCUAGUUUCAUUUGAUGGUUUGCUAUGAGAAUUAUGAGUUUUAUGAAUCUAUUAUAUGUACGGUUUUGAAUAGUGUAAUUGAAUGCCAUAUUUUUUU
This is a messenger RNA of Hordeum vulgare subsp. vulgare (domesticated barley), 809 nucleotides long. RefSeq lists its product as uncharacterized. The transcript is spliced from 3 exons. Lineage: Eukaryota; Viridiplantae; Streptophyta; Magnoliopsida; Poales; Poaceae. The coding region runs from base 126 to 629 and encodes 167 amino acids. The record is from RefSeq and is a predicted model, not a curated record.